GACCACAUGGUGUGUGCUAAGGAAAGAAUGGAUUGAAUUGAGCCCCCACAGAACCUGGACUCUUUGGAGGCCUGAAUUUGGCCUCUGAGUGAAUACUUGCCUUGGAUUGACCCACUUAGCAGUGAACAGCAAUGGGCCAAAAGAAACAAACCAAGUUUCACCGUGGUAUAUCAAUGGCUCCAAGAACCAGCUCAGUUAAACUUGAGAAAGGAACAGGGAUUGAUAAUGAUGAGAUUUUUGAUGCAGUCGGGCAUUCAAAAUUUGUUCUGAAGAAUCUUCGGCAAUACACAGUCCAUCCAAAUUUGGCCCAGUACUAUGAGCCUUUGAAGCCCACUGCCCUGCAGAAAUUCCUGACUCGAGACAGGAAAAUCAAAAGCUUCAUGUUAAAAGUAAUAGAGUAUGAUCAGGACAAGACUUUACUGAUUCUGACCAACAAUCCACUUCCCUGCCCAUUCGACCAGCAAGGAAAAAACAUCGCACCAAAAUACUUUCCCAAGGAAUUGCUGCUCAAGGAAGGUUAUCAGCACAAACCUCCUGAGAACUCCUGCCUACCCCUGAUGUCUCAGAAAAAAAAGUCAAGAUUUGAGCUGAAACCAACCUUUCCUGUGACCUUGCUGGAUGAUCCUACAUCCAAGCAAGAACAGUGGUUUAGGUUUUCCACCGACGAUGAUUUCAAGAAUGACGGGAAGUAUUUGAAGGUCUAUGCUUUGCAGAAACAGAAAAAAAUGUACCCCCAGCUCAACUUUGCUUCCGUCUGUGAAAGAGAUAGGAAGAAAGAAGUCGCCAAGUCAGGGAGUGACAUGCCGACUUCCAAGAUGAUUUGGGAACCACUAACCCUUUCAUCUCUCCUGGAGAAGAAACCCACCAAAACUGUACCAGGGGAGAACGCCUUCCGCAACGGAAGGGCCCAGCAGUGGAUUAUAAAAAACGCCACUGUCAUCAACUGAAAACAAACCCCCCAGGCCUCUCCCCUCAGCCUCCAGAGACUAAGGGGCCUGCGGAAGUCGCCAUCCACGACGUGCCAACCAAAUAAAAUCGCUUUCUGCUUGC
Hyaena hyaena (striped hyena) is the source of this 1050-nucleotide messenger RNA. It is a transcript of the gene TSGA13, whose product is annotated as testis specific 13. The coding region runs from base 132 to 947 and encodes 271 amino acids. The record is from RefSeq and is a predicted model, not a curated record. The transcript is spliced from 7 exons. NCBI's taxonomy places the organism in Eukaryota, Metazoa, Chordata, Mammalia, Carnivora, Hyaenidae.